Molecule: messenger RNA, 3099 nt
Organism: Apis mellifera (honey bee)
Lineage: Eukaryota; Metazoa; Arthropoda; Insecta; Hymenoptera; Apidae
Product: glycine dehydrogenase (decarboxylating), mitochondrial
Exons: 10
Coding region: 18-2996 (992 amino acids)
Biological process (GO): glycine decarboxylation via glycine cleavage system
Cellular component (GO): glycine cleavage complex; mitochondrion
Molecular function (GO): glycine dehydrogenase (decarboxylating) activity; glycine binding; pyridoxal phosphate binding
Source: RefSeq, a predicted model, not a curated record
AUACUUUGUAAUUUAUAAUGUUGUAUAUUUUUAAAUUAAGAGAAUGUACGAUAUUGAAUAAAUAUAAUAUAUUUCGAUACACACAUGGACUAACGUUAAACAACAUACGAAAAGAAAAAGUUAAUGAAAUUUUCCCACAAAAACAUGAAUUUCAAAUUAGACAUAUUGGUCCCCGACAAUAUGAACAAUUGGAAAUGUUAAAAACUAUAGGAUACAAGAAUUUGGAAGAAUUAACAAAAGCGGCUAUUCCAGAAAAAAUUCUUUAUAAAGAAAAAUUGAAGAUCGAACAACCGAUUACUGAAUACGAACUUUUGAAGAGGAUUACACAAAUUUCAAAAAAAAAUGAUAUAUGGCGUUCGUAUAUUGGAAUGGGAUAUAAUAAUUGUUGUGUGCCUCAUACUAUCAUGAGAAAUAUGUUUGAAAAUCCAGGAUGGACGACGCAGUAUACACCAUAUCAACCAGAAAUUUCACAAGGCAGACUUGAAGGUCUAUUGAAUUACCAAACAAUGAUAUGUGACUUAACUGGAAUGGAAAUAGCGAACGCAUCUCUUUUAGAUGAAGGCACUGCAGCAGCAGAGGCUUUAGCACUUACUCAUAGGAGCAAUAAAAGAAAAAAAUUGUUCGUUUCUGAUAAAGUUCAUCCUCAAACAAUUAGCGUGAUUGCAACACGUGCCACUUCUUUAGGUCUUGAUCUUGAAAUUGGAGACGUUUUCAAAAUUGAUACCAGCGCAAAAGAUGUUUCUGGAAUUCUUUUCCAAUAUCCUGAUACAACUGGAUCUAUCUACGCAUUUGAAGAUGUUGUGAAGAAAGCGCAUGCAGAUGGUACUCUUGUUUGUGUUGCUACUGAUUUAUUAGCAUUAGCUAUACUUAAACCUCCAAGUAAAUUUGAAGUUGAUAUAUGUGUUGGUACUAGUCAACGUUUCGGAGUUCCACUUGGAUACGGAGGACCACAUGCUGGAUUCUUCGCUUGCCGUAAAAAAUUGGUUCGUUUAAUGCCUGGAAGAAUGAUCGGUGUUACGAAAGAUUUGAACGGGCAAGAUGCAUAUCGCUUAGCUCUUCAAACACGAGAACAGCAUAUUAGAAGAGACAAAGCUACUAGCAAUAUUUGUACCGCACAAGCAUUACUGGCAAAUAUGUCUGCAAUGUAUGCUGUAUAUCAUGGACCUGAAGGAAUAAAAAAUAUUGCAAAUAGAGUACAUUUUCUGACACUGAUCCUGGCAAGAGGUUUAGAAAAAUCAGGGAAUAGAAUAAACAAUGAAUAUUUUUUCGAUACUAUAAAAAUAUCACCUUCAAUAUCCUUAAAAACUAUAAAGGAAAAUGCGGUUUCAUUUAAAAUAAAUUUUAGAUAUUACGAGGAUGGAAUCGGGAUAUCUCUAGAUGAAACUACUAUGGAACAAGAUGUAAAUGAUAUUUUUAAAAUAUUUUCUACAGAAAUAACCGUUAAAGAAAUAUAUAACGAAAAGGCAUAUUUUAAUAAAAAUUUAAACAAAUCUCAUUUUGCGCGUUGUACGCCAUACUUACAACAUCCUGUAUUUAAUAGUCAUCAAUCCGAAACAAGAAUAGUUCGUUAUAUGAAAUCUUUAGAAAAUAAAGAUGUAUCUCUCGUACAUAGUAUGAUACCAUUGGGAUCUUGUACAAUGAAACUGAAUUCAACUACGGAAAUGAUGCCUUGUAGCUUACAUGGAUUUACAGACAUACAUCCAUUCGUUCCUAUUGAACAAACCAAAGGAUAUCAUCAAUUAUUUGCCGAAUUAGAACAAGAUCUUUGCGCUAUAACAGGUUACGAUAACAUAAGUUUUCAACCAAAUAGUGGAGCUCAAGGCGAAUAUGCUGGUCUAAGAGCUAUACAACGUUAUCACGAAUCGAAUAAAAAUAAUCAUCGACAAGUCUGUUUGAUUCCUAUUUCUGCUCAUGGUACUAAUCCUGCUUCUGCCCAAAUGGCUGGUAUGCAAGUGAAACCUAUUCUUGUACAGAAAGAUGGUUCUAUAGAUAUUUCACAUUUGGCAGAAAUGAUAGAUAAAUAUCGAGAUACAUUAUCUUGUUUAAUGAUAACAUAUCCAUCAACAAAUGGAGUGUUUGAAGAGACUAUCGCCGAUAUUUGUACUAUGAUUCAUAAAGCUGGUGGUCAAGUGUAUUUAGAUGGAGCUAACAUGAAUGCUCAAGUUGGAUUAUGUCGUCCAGGUGAUUACGGUAGUGACGUUUCACAUCUUAACUUGCAUAAAACAUUUUGUAUACCUCACGGUGGUGGAGGACCUGGAAUGGGACCUAUUGGAGUUAAACGGCAUCUUACACCUUUUCUUCCAUCUCAUCCUGUGAUUAAUUGUUCGAGUAAUAAUAAUAACAAUAUAAAACAAUUUGGUGCAGUAUCAGCUGCUCCUUUCGGAUCAUCAGCUAUUUUACCAAUUUCUUGGGCUUACAUUAAAAUGAUGGGUCCAGAAGGAUUAAGAAAAGCUACGCAAGUUGCUAUCCUAAAUGCUAAUUACAUGAGUAAAAGAUUGGAAAAAUAUUAUAAAACUUUAUACAAAGGAAAGACAGGAUUAGUAGCACAUGAAUUCAUUUUGGAUAUACGGGAUUUUAAAAAAACGGCGAAUAUCGAAGCUGUAGAUAUCGCUAAAAGAUUAAUGGAUUAUGGUUUUCACGCUCCGACAAUGAGUUGGCCUGUGGCAGGUACAUUAAUGAUCGAACCAACUGAAUCUGAAGACAAAAAAGAAUUGGAUAGAUUUUGUAAUGCUCUAAUAUAUAUACGAGAAGAAAUUAAUGAUAUAGAAAAUGGUAAAUUAGACAUUGUUAAAAAUCCAUUGAAAAUGGCACCACACACUCAAGAGCAAGUAAUCUCAAGUACGUGGAAUAGACCGUACUCACGAGAACUGGCAGCAUUUCCAGCUCCGUUUGUAAAGGGAAAUAACAAGAUUUGGCCAAGUGUUGGGAGAAUAGAUGAUACAUAUGGAGAUAAAAAUCUAUUCUGUACAUGUCCUCCUAUUUUAUCAGAUCAGUAAUAAGUUUUACUUGUUUAUCUUGUACAGUUAGUUAUAGAAUUAUUUAAAUAUUUAUUAUAAUUUUUUGUACAAACAUAUUAUUUAUAUAAAAUUUCAUAUUUUC